AUGUCGUUUCUCAACUCGACGUCCACACAGAACAGCGCUGCCACGGGCCAGGAGUUGGUCAACGAUAUCACGUUGAACAACGGGCCCGAGGACACCGUCACGGACUUGGCGUUCUCGCCCGUGCUGGACAUGCUUGCCGUGGCCAGCUGGGACAAGAAGGUCCGCAUCUACGACAUCGACCCCAACUCCGGGAACUCGCAGGGCCGGGCGCUUUUCGAGCACGACGGCCCCGUGUUCAGUGCGCGGUGGACCGCGGACGGCGCCCGCAUCGCCAGCGGCGGAGCCGAUAAGCAGGUCAAGCUAUUUGACUUGGCGUCGCAGCAGCUGCAGCAGAUCGGCGCCCACGACGCGCCGGUGCGCUGUGUGCGCAGCGUGCUCUGCGGCCCCACCAACACGGAGGUGGUGGUCAGCGGGUCGUGGGACAAGACGUUGAAGUACUGGGAUAUGCGGGCGCCGCAGCCGGUGUCGGUGAUCAACCUCCCCGAAAAGGUGUAUUGCAUGGACUCGUCGCAGAAGCUCUUGGUGGUGGGAUGCGCCGAGCGGCACGUGGCCAUCAUCGACUUGACCAACCCGCAGCAGGUGUUCAAGUCGAUCAUGUCGCCGCUCAAGUACCAGACGCGGUCCAUCGCGUGUUACCCCCAGGGUAACGGCUACGCGAUAGCGUCCAUCGAGGCGCGGUGCGCCAUCCAAUACAUCGACGAUGCGGAGCAACAGAAGGCCGGCUUCUCUUUCCGCUGUCACCGCAAGGGCGCCAACGGCGCCAACCCCCCGCGCACCACGGCGGUAGGCGCCAGCGAGACCCACUUGUACACGGUCAACGCCAUCUCGUUCCAUCCGAUCCACGGCACCUUUUCCACCGCGGGCUCGGACGGCACCUUCUGUUUCUGGGACAAGGACGCCAAGCAGCGCUUGAAGAACUUCCCCAACGUGGGCGCGCCCAUCACGGCCACGGCGUUCAACCGGAACGGCAGCAUUUUUGCGUACGCCAGGGGCUACGACUGGUCCCAGGGCCACCAGGGCAACCGGCCCGACUACCCCACAGACGUGAAGUUGCACCCGCUGAAGGACGAGGAGAUUAAGCAGAAGAAGAAGACGCGAUAG
Metschnikowia bicuspidata var. bicuspidata NRRL YB-4993 is the source of this 1101-nucleotide messenger RNA. It is a transcript of the gene GLE2, whose product is annotated as RNA export factor. Bases 1 to 1101 code for a protein of 366 amino acids. Gene Ontology annotation, biological process: RNA export from nucleus; transcription-dependent tethering of RNA polymerase II gene DNA at nuclear periphery. The transcript has a single exon. Gene Ontology annotation, molecular function: RNA binding; ubiquitin binding. Lineage: Eukaryota; Fungi; Ascomycota; Pichiomycetes; Serinales; Metschnikowiaceae. Gene Ontology annotation, cellular component: nuclear pore. The record is from RefSeq and is a predicted model, not a curated record.